Messenger RNA from Nicotiana tabacum (common tobacco), 690 nucleotides. Lineage: Eukaryota; Viridiplantae; Streptophyta; Magnoliopsida; Solanales; Solanaceae. The record is from RefSeq and is a predicted model, not a curated record.
AUGGACUUCAUAGAUGGACUGCCUAAAUCUAAAGGAAAGACGGUGAUUUGGAUGGUGGUGGAUCGACUCACUAAGUAUGCUCAUUUCACUGGUCUCUCUUAUCUUUAUUCUGACAAUGAUGUUGCAAAACGUUUUAUGAAAAACAUCUAUAAGUUAGAUGGGGUACCUGAAGAUAUCAUUAGUGACAGAGAUCCAAUCUUUACCACAUCAGCAGAAUGGUGGUACAAUACAACCUUCCACACCUCUAUACAGAGUACACAAUAUGAGGCCCUCUAUGGGCAACCACCCCCAAUACACCUACCAUGCAUGGCUGGAGGUUCUCAGGUAGAAGAAGUGGAUAGAAACCUAUUGACUAGGGAGUUCAAGACACAACUGUUGAAGUACCACCUCAAAAGAGCCCAGCAAAGGAUGGAAGAGCAAGCUAACAAACACAAGUGUGACAGAUUGUCUCUUCCUGCCCAGCUCCAGCUCCUGCUGCACCCAACAUUCCAUGUAUCCCAACUGAAACUCUGUCAUGAAUUUCCUGCUACUAUAACACACCCUCCUAUCAUCAAGUUAUCCAACCCCUAUUACCCACAACCAGAGAAAAUAGUGGAUAGAAGGAUGAUUCAAAAGGGAAACAAGGCAAUGGCGCAUGUGUUAGUUAAAUGGAAGGAGUUACCAUCAGAAUUGGCAAUAUGGGAGGAUUAA